AACAUGGCCGAAGUGAGCAGCGUCAACGUAGCCAGCGGCAGUGAGGAAAAAGGGCCUGAAGGGUUGUCUCAGGAACUUCCGCGCCCUGGUACUACCAUUUCAAGGGUGAAGCUUUUUGACACCAUGGUGGACACCUUUCUCCAGAAGCUGGUCGCUGCUGGGAGUUACCAGAGAUUCACUGACUGUUACAAGUGCUUCUACCAGUUGCAGCCUGAGAUGACACAGCGCAUCUAUGACAAGUUUAUAACUCAGUUGCAGACAUCUAUCCGGGAGGAAAUCUCUGAAAUCAAAGCAGAGGGGAACCUGGAAGCUGUCCUGAAUGCCUUGGAUGGAAUUGUGGAAGAAGGCAAGGACCGCAAGGAGACGGCCUGGCGCCCUAGUGGGAUCCCUGAGAAAGAUCUGCGCAGCACCAUGGUGCCCUACUUCCUGCAGCAGCGGGACAUCCUGCAGCGCCGUGUACAGAAGCAGGAGGCCGAGAACAGGCAGCUGGCAGAAGCUGUCCUGGCUGGGCGCAGGCAGGUGGAGGAGCUGCAGCUGCAAGGCCAGGCCCGGCAGCAGGCCUGGCAGGCUCUACACAGAGAACAGAAGGAGCUGAUGGCCGUGCUGAGGGAGCCUGAGUGAAGAAGAGAGGGCCAGGCCCGGGAGCAGAGGGCAGUCAAGGACAAAGGCCUGUGGUCCAGCAUGCUGAGCCUGAGUGAGCUGC
Molecule: messenger RNA, 703 nt
Organism: Sus scrofa (pig)
Lineage: Eukaryota; Metazoa; Chordata; Mammalia; Artiodactyla; Suidae
Gene: PMF1
Product: polyamine modulated factor 1
Biological process (GO): chromosome segregation
Cellular component (GO): MIS12/MIND type complex
Source: RefSeq, marked provisional